UUGGAUUUGUUAGUCGGCUGCACGCUUUUCUGCCCGAAAGUAGCGCAGAUUACUUAAAAAUACCAAAAACCGAACAAUUGGAACAGCCUCAACUGGCGGCAGUUUCUCAGUUUCAGGCUUCCCGACUCUCCGAUCCGGCAUUCUCCGUUCGCAUCUGGGGCGAGUACAUCGAACAGCUGCUGCCGGUGGUGCUUCAUUCCUCAUUCCGCUUCUGUUGGCCGUGCGAAAAACAUGAAAUUGAAAAUCAAUCUGACGUUCCUCUGUGCGACACUCGUCGGCCUCCUGUCCAUCAUCCUAUUGACACAGACCGCGGAAAUCGAGGCCUUUGGAGGCGGCAGUUCGGGCAAUGAGGCAGUGGUGUCAUGCAAAGAGCUGAACAAUGUGAACUGCUACGUAGGUCGAAAUGAGGGAAACUUCUGCAGCAGCAAGGAUAAGACUAAGGCCGUAACCCGUUGGUACUUCGACAAGGGCGUCUGCAAGCCGUUCAACUACAAAGGAUGCAACGGCAACCGCAACCGCUUCUGCUCACAGGAGAGCUGCGACUCACGCUGCGGCGACUGAUCGGCAUCGGUGGAUAUAUCCCUCCGUACCUAGUCGAUAAGUUUGUACGCGUAUGUUUAGACUAAGAGCAAAUAGAGAUCGCACCGCACACUAAACAAAAAAUACGUCACUUAAUUAUAAAUUCAGUUUUCGUGUCACUUUUAAUAUUCAUUUAACAACGAACUUCUCGAUUUCUAUAUUUUAUUUCAUUAACCUAUCUUACAAAAUUUAAUUUAAUUUAAACUCAUUCAUUAAUCUUAAUUAUGUAGAUGAUUUUAUUUAUUCGCACAUUUCGUUUUGGGCACAUACAUUUUCUCUGUUAAAAUACUAUUUUUCAUUUCACCACACUUAACUAAUAUAUUUUAGAAAUUAAAUGCUUUUACUAAGAAUUAAAUAAAUAGCACAUCA
Drosophila rhopaloa is the source of this 948-nucleotide messenger RNA. Its product is annotated as kunitz-type serine protease inhibitor Hg1. The record is from RefSeq and is a predicted model, not a curated record. The transcript has 2 exons. The coding region runs from base 232 to 561 and encodes 109 amino acids. Gene Ontology annotation, molecular function: serine-type endopeptidase inhibitor activity. NCBI's taxonomy places the organism in Eukaryota, Metazoa, Arthropoda, Insecta, Diptera, Drosophilidae.